Zasmidium cellare ATCC 36951 is the source of this 1572-nucleotide messenger RNA. RefSeq lists its product as uncharacterized. The transcript is spliced from 3 exons. The coding region runs from base 1 to 1572 and encodes 523 amino acids. The record is from RefSeq and is a predicted model, not a curated record. Gene Ontology annotation, cellular component: U4/U6 x U5 tri-snRNP complex. Lineage: Eukaryota; Fungi; Ascomycota; Dothideomycetes; Mycosphaerellales; Mycosphaerellaceae. Gene Ontology annotation, molecular function: U6 snRNA binding; protein binding; U4 snRNA binding. Gene Ontology annotation, biological process: mRNA splicing, via spliceosome.
AUGUCGAUCCACCCCUCGCGACAAGCGUAUGUGGAGGAGCAGCAGGAGGAUGAUGCAGGCAUCAGCAUUGCCGAAUUGCCGACCGACACAAACUAUCAAAUUCCAUCCGCGUCUGGUGGACCCUCUCAAAAUGCCUCUACCGUGUUCAACGAUUUUGCUCGAAAGCGCAAAGCAGCUGCUAUGGCUGUCCCAACCGACGAUCAGCGAGUGCGGACCGAGCUGAGAGCCAGAGGAGAACCCAUCACCUUAUUCGGCGAACGCAAAGAGGACAGACGAGAUCGAUUACGCGAGUUGAUGCUGAAGGAGCAAGAAGGUGGCGAUGAUGAUGUUUCAAUGGCAGACGCAGGCGAGGAGGGCGGGAAGGACGAAGAAGAAGGCGAGUUCUACAUUGAAGGGAGCCAAGAUCUGCUAGCGGCGAGACGAGAUAUUUCGCGAUAUUCGUUACCGAGAGCAGCACAGCGCAUUGCACAUCAAAAGAUCGAGAGUAAAAUCAAGGUCGCGACGCAUGUGAGACAUCGGAAAGCAAUCAAGGAGAAGUUAGAAGGCAUAGAGUUGUUUGGAAGUCAGAUUGCCAGCGAGCGACCUGUCAGUGUUGUGCGGUUCGCCCCAGACGGCAACACGGUGGCGUGUGGCGAUUGGGGAGGAACCGUCAAGCUAUUGGAUGUGCCGAAUCUCGAUACUAAAGCCGUGCUUCGAGGACACAAGGGCAUAGUCGGCGGAUUAUGCUGGUUUCCAGGCGCCACCCUUUCGACUUCGAGCGUCAGCCCAGACAGCAUCAACCUCGCGUCCGCUGCGCAAGACAACGAGAUCCAUCUCUGGUCGCUCAACAAGGACACGCCUUUGGCCACUCUCAGCGGACAUAGCUCACGGGUUUGUCGAACGGAGUUCCAUCCAUCUGGACGAUAUUUGGCCAGUGCAAGCUACGACACUACUUGGAGGCUCUGGGAUGUCAACACCACUACUGAAUUACUGCUUCAGGAAGGUCACAGCAAGGAAGUCUACACCGUCAGCUUCAACGAGGACGGUAGUCUCAUCGCGUCUGCCGGUCUGGACUCGAUUGGUCGAAUCUGGGACAUGAGAACAGGUCGGACGGUCAUGCUCCUCGAAGGCCACGUUGCGCCAAUCCACGCUUUGGAUUGGAACAGCGACGGAGUACGAGUCAUGACAGGUAGUGCGGAUGGCUUCGCGAAAUGCUGGGACCUUCGCAACGUCAAAGAAUCCGCCAGCAUCGGAGCUCACAUGGGUGGCGUUUCAGACCUCAGAUGGUUCAAAGGCACAGAUGGUCCACUCUCUGGCAACACGCCACAAGCUGAUACUACGAUGACCAAUGGCGAUGGAGAAGAGCAUGAGGACAUUCAACCGAAGAAGAGCGGGACCUUCAUUGUCUCUAGUGGUUUCGAUAAGGCAGUCAACAUCUUCUCUGCGGAUGACUGGGCGCUGUGCAAGUCUCUCACAGGUCACGACGGAACGGUUCUGGCAGUCGACACGACCUCCGACGCCAAGUGGAUCGCUUCGUGUGGCCGUGAUCGUACGGUUAAGCUCUGGGCGAGGGACGAUAUGGAAGGCUUAUGA